Messenger RNA from Symbiodinium natans, 669 nucleotides. The record is from the annotation of a GenBank genome assembly. NCBI's taxonomy places the organism in Eukaryota, Dinophyceae, Suessiales, Symbiodiniaceae.
AUGCCUGGAGCCUCGCAAUCUCCGGCUCGCAUCCUCGCAGCUCGGCGCCGGGACGCCUCUGAGGAGCCGCGCGAGCCGGAGGAGGCACCGGCCGGCCAAGUCCUGCAAGAAGACGGCCCUCCGGAUGCCGAAGCCGCACCGAGCCCGUCCUCGGACAAGGCCGCCGAGGCUGCGGACACGGAGCCCGAGGCGGAGGCUGCCGGGUCGCCUCCCUUGAGCUUUAAAGGAAGCCCCUCAGCCCCCAGCAAGUCCAGGAGCUGCGGCCCCUCGCGAAGCGAGUACAUCUCCAGGUUCGUAAGCCGCAUGCGAAAUGCCCAGAUCGCCAUGAAGUGUGCCCGGCACCUCACCGACUGGAAGCGGCUACAUGGUUGCCCUCAGUCCUCGCCCGUCUUCAUUUGUGCAGGAGGCUACCCCGACUUUACCAACGCCAUGCGUCGGAGAGGGUGGUAUCAGAACGAAGACAAGGACUCCCGUUUCUUCGAUAUCAAGUGGGCACCUGCUGCAGCGAUUGAUCAUGACAAUCUGCUGGCGGGGCAGGUGGUGAACCAUUUCCACGGCAACCGGGAAAUCACCACGAAGGUGGGGCUUACCCUGAAUUUGCGCAACUGCUUGCCCAUGUGUGGCGCGGACCCCGACUCCUUCUACCCGGAGCUUCGUCGGCAGAACUAA